GUUGCUUUUCAGACAGAAGCACUCGCACCUCUGAACUUCCUGGGUAGGAAGCUCCACUUUGGCGGAUCUGGAAAGAUUUGGAGAGAGAGAGACCAUGUCUUCAGCUUCAAAGAGCCCCCAUAGAUCAGAGCCAAUGCCGGAGAUCAUGGUGAAAAUCAUUGGAAGUAAAUAUUUUCGAUAUCUUGUGGAAAAGCCAAAGAUCAAUCAGAAUGAAAAGUCGAAGACAGAACCUCAAACCACACUCCAGAAAUCCAGGGCUGAUUAUGCAAGGCAGGUGAGCAGAGACCUGCCAGGACCCUCCAACCCUUCUGAUCAGAAAAUCACUUCUAACCCUGCUGAGAAGGAAGACAGCAAGCACCCAAGCAGCAGUCAGAAACCAGAGAAAAACCAAAAAUUCUUAACAGGCGUACCUAGUAACAAAUUCCUGGAUGGCAGGACUUCCCAUGAAGCAAACGUCUACUGCAGCUCUGUACCAACUGGAGACCAGUCUCUAUCCUAUAUACACUGUCUCCCCAGAAGAAAUUCUAGAGACUUGUCUGUGGAACAUAUAACCAAGAACAGAAUGGGCCAGCCUGAGGAAAUUGUUCAAAGGCCAAGUAUUAGGACAAGAGAAGAUGCUUUCCUCCUCACUUUGGUCAGAAAAGAACUCAAGUCAUACCUACGGAGCUCCAGUCUGUGGGACAAACUUCUGAAAGAGUUGAAGACACUGGAUCCCAUCUCUUCAGGGUUUCUCCUCCAGUCACAGCUGAGCCGCCUUUUCGUAAGGCUUGAAGUCCCUCUACAGUUGCCAACAGUCAAGCUACUCUGUCAAAGAUUUUCUAGAAAAGAUUCUCCCGAAAUGGUGAAUUAUAGAGAGCUACUCUGGUUUUUAAAAGGGGCAAGUUCAGAACAUUUGCAGAAAAAUGGAACUGCUGUAUACCCUGACCCAAGGAAAACUCCAAAUCAAAGCAAACACAGACAAAGUCUUCGAUUUGCCUCGCUAAGCAGCACACCCCCUCAAGGUUCUGGCUUACUGUCUGAUGUGAACAAGAGCUUGCUGGAGAUUUUGAAGAUGGCACUAAGAACAUGCCAAGGCAGAAUCAACAUAGACAACCUCAACCUGAGCUUUCGCAAAGAAGAUCAGUCAUUCUCUGGCUGCCUUCCCCUGCCCAAGGUCAGAGCUAUAUGUGGCAAGCAUGGAUUGUAUCUAACCUUGACCCUGCUGGAAACAUUGCUUAACCACCAAGAUUUGGGUUACCAAGGUGAAAUAAAGUGGCAGAAUUUUGUUAAGUGGCUGAACAGGGCCUCUUCUGAUCUGUUGUGCGAUUCGCCUGCAGGAAAGAAUGAAAAGAAAACCCCAAGGGACUUGGUCGAAGUCCCUGAGAGGCCCCAAAGCAAAACUGAACAUGUGAAAACUCCAGAAGAGAAUCUAUGGCCAGAAAACCCUACCAGUGUGAUUUCAGCCCCACAAGAACCAGUGAACUCCUUUAAGAAUAGGCCAGUGUCUCAGCCUGAUUUGAGUCCAACCAUGAUGAAGGAGGCUGAACGACCUGAGCUGUGGAUAGACAGGUUCCGAAAGCUGGAAAACGCCCUCUACUUAUGUGACCUGAGCAACACAGGAGUUCUGGAAAAGGAAAGAGUCAGACGCCUCAUCCACAACUACAAUCUCAUUUACAACUUGUCCCUGAGUCCUCUGAGAAUUGACCAGGCCUUGCGGAGAUUCCGUUCUGGGGAAAAUGUAAGCUUGGAGCCAGCACUGCGGUACCUAAAAGAGCUGUAAGAACAAGCAUGCACUCUGAGAACUGAUGUUUCUUUCAUCUCCCCUUUACCUGGACUUGUGCCUUUCCUCAGUCUGCAGGCUGGGAUAGAGGCUUUGUCUGAGCUGAGACAGAUAUCGUUGUUCUAUCUACUUUUGCCUUGAAUUUGGCUAUCAGGAGGAGCUAUUCACAAUGAUCAGAGAAAUCUAGUUUUCUCUUCUGAUCUAACAAGAGUCCAAUCACUUACCUUGCUCUUCUGUUCUUACAGAGCUUAUUGUCAAUGUGUUUGAUGCUUUUUUUCUACAUUGCUAACAAACUGCUUUUGUUUGUUAGGAAGGAUUUCCACUACAAGAAAAAUAAAAGUAUUGACACUGAA
Myodes glareolus (Bank vole) is the source of this 2112-nucleotide messenger RNA. It is a transcript of the gene C3H1orf87, whose product is annotated as chromosome 3 C1orf87 homolog. The record is from RefSeq and is a predicted model, not a curated record. NCBI's taxonomy places the organism in Eukaryota, Metazoa, Chordata, Mammalia, Rodentia, Cricetidae.